This is a messenger RNA of Aspergillus ochraceoroseus IBT 24754, 975 nucleotides long. RefSeq lists its product as uncharacterized. The transcript has 2 exons. Lineage: Eukaryota; Fungi; Ascomycota; Eurotiomycetes; Eurotiales; Aspergillaceae. The record is from RefSeq and is a predicted model, not a curated record. Bases 136 to 975 code for a protein of 279 amino acids.
UGCUAACUUAAUCCCGAUUUUGCACAUUCUCUCAGCCCCAGUAUGUGUGUGGCCUACGAAUGACGUCAUUUCGAAUCCAGUCUUAAAAUGCCAAUUACAGCCAAACUUGCAUAGUUGAGCGUUUCAUUCAUUUAAAUGGCACCAUUGCAAUCUGGAUUUGCAGUCAUAACUCCUGCUUCGAGAGGAAUUGGCUUUGCCCUCGCACAUCAGCUGCUGGCAAAUACAAGUAUUCCUCUUAUCGCGACUGCACGUAAGAAUUGUGACCAAGUCCGACAUGAUCUCCUCGACAAAGUCAAAGACAACGCUCCAAAUGCAAAGGAGAGGCUGCAGGUUUUGGAUGUCGAUGUAACUGACGAAUCCACCGUAUCCGCCAUGGCUUCGACAAUUCGACAGUUCUACCCACGAGCUUUCCUCCGUCUGGCCAUUACUGUUCCUGGAGUCCUACAUGUUGAAAAGUCGCCAAUGCAGAUCGAUGCAGAGACGGCUCUACAUAGCUUCAAAGUCAACGCUUUGGGUCCAAUGCUGGUAAUGAAACAUCUGUCUCCAUUUUUGCCGAACAGAUCGUCCCCGCCAUUUCAGGAUGACCAGGAGACCUGCAGGUCUGCCGAGUGCCAAUGGAAUCUGCCAACCUCACAUGCAAUCUAUGCGAUGAUGGCAGCUCGAGUUGGAUCCAUAUCAGACAAUGCAUCCGGAGGGUGGUAUUCUUAUCGCGCCAGUAAGGCGUCGGUUUUUCAACUCGCAAAGACAUUCGAUCUAUACCUGCAAAUACGGAGCCAGGAACGUGCCAUGGCCAUUGCUCUGCACCCUGGAACCGUCCAAACCGAUUUUACCAUGGAUUACCGGAAUGGGCGAAAAAUGCUGCAGCCAGAGGACGCUGCGACUAAACUGUUACAGGUCCUGUGUACUAUGAAAACUGGGGUUGAUGAAGGACGUGGUCGAUGUUGGGACUGGAGGGGAAAUGAGGUUUUGCCGUAA